Messenger RNA from Serendipita indica DSM 11827, 2451 nucleotides. The record is from the annotation of a GenBank genome assembly. NCBI's taxonomy places the organism in Eukaryota, Fungi, Basidiomycota, Agaricomycetes, Sebacinales, Serendipitaceae.
AUGAGCAACAAUCCCAGAAAAUUCAUGCCAGUGAGGAGAAAUGGACAGCAAAACUCGAAUAACACGGCCAGCGACAACGAUGGACGCGCAUCAGUCGCUUCCACAGCUUCUGGAACAUCUGCUGGCUCGCUCGCGGGCCCAAGGAUCCCCUUUUUGCCGUCUUCGCACUCGGGUACAACGACAAUUCGAAACCAAAUGAACGAACUGGCCAGAUCGCGCUCAGUCGUCAAGCCAUUAGCCACUUCUACCUUGUUGGCGCGUCCCGUCUCGUCUCUUGGUGCAUCAAGGAGUAGAUCCCCUGUGAAGCCUCCUUCUAGUCCUACAAAGACGCGCAAAGUCGUCUUUGAUAGUCCUGCCACCAGUCCAACAAAAAUCAAUGCUCGGGGUUUGCCAGGGGAAGAGGAUGAAGAACCGUUCUCUCCUAGCCAUUUAGUGGAUGCUACGAUCAUCUCCGACAUAGAUCUCUCUGUAGAUUUUGAUCCCAACGAAUUAUCAAGGAUGCUGGCCGACGAGCAAGCGCGCGAGGACGAAGCACGCUCCGACGCGUUAGACAAGGUCCUUGUUUCUAUCAGAGUAAAGCCUAUUAAUGAUGACGAGGAGGCUUGGAAACCAGAUACCGAAGAGGCAAAGAUCAUGAUCAAGGGGCAGUACGCAAGAACUACUACGAGUGUCAACAAUGAGUAUAGAUAUGACAACGUCUUGGCCGGCUCAAAUAACAAACUCGCUUAUGAAGCCACUGCUCGUCGACAUGUUCGUUCAGCUAUGGAAGGAUUCAACUCUGUCGUAUUUGCAUAUGGGCAAACGGCCAGUGGAAAGACCUAUACAUUGAGUGGUACAGAUGAAGAUCCAGGUAUCAUCCCUCGGGCGAUGCGAGAUGUGUUUGGGUAUAUCAAAGCUACACCCGGCCGUGAAUACCUUCUCCGAGCAUCCUAUCUGGAGAUCUACAACGAGCAAAUUCACGACCUCUUGGCACCAGGUAUCGGAGUAGCGCGUGUGCCUGUCAUGCUCCAAGGAACAGGGCUCAAUGUGACCAUGACACCCCUCAGGGAGGAGGUCGUCACCAGUCUUAAAGCCGUAAAGGAAGUAAUGGAGCGUGGCGAGAGUAAUCGACGCACAGCCAACACGGACUGGAAUGAGCGCAGCAGUCGGUCACAUUCGGUUUUCCGAUUGGUGAUUGAAAGUCGAGAGAGGACUGCCGAAGGCUCCACACCGAAUCUGCCUUCUGCCUCCAGCAGUUCGAAGCUCCACGCCCCCGGUGCCAAUGGUGUGCGCAUGAGCGUUCUCUCUCUAAUUGAUCUCGCUGGGAGCGAGAAGGCAACAUCGGAUAAAGAGCGUGCCAAAGAGGGAAAGUACAUCAACACAAGCCUGCUCACGCUCGGAACUGUUAUCGGAACGCUGGCUGAAAACGCGUCAAAGGGGAAAAGCGAUCACGUUCCAUUUCGAAACUCGAAACUUACAAGGAUGCUUCAACCUUCUCUGUCUGGAGACGCGCGCAUCUCCGUCAUUUGCACCUUGAACCCGUCGCCAUCCGCCGUCAGCGAAUCUCUCAAUACCCUGGGUUUCGCCUCGAGAGUGAAACGAGUAUCACUAAAUGCUACAAAGAAGGAGAUUGUCGAUCAUGAAGCCCUUCUCGAGAGAUACCGCAAGGAGAUUGAUGAACUCAAGGCAAAACUGCGGGAAAAAGAUGCCCAAGAACGCAAAGUAAAUCGACGACUAAGCAUGCGAGAGAAAGCAGAUGAACACAGAGAUAAGACGGAUCUAAACUUGCGACUCCAGCAACUAUCCAAGCUCAUCUUGACAAGCCAAUCCGUCGAUCUGCCUACCGAAACCGCAGGGAGCCCAACUAAGCUCGACUUUGAUCUCACACCAUACGAGCUACAAGAAGAGCUUCAUAAUGCACGGAAAAGGCUGGAAAUGCAGGAGACGCAAAUACUCUCCCUUGAAGCGGCAUUGGCAGCCCGUCCCGCGCUCGGCUCCGAUGCACCGGAAACGGAAAAGGAUAAACUCAUUGCGGAGCUCCAGCAAACUAAUCGUGAGCUUACUAUUGUCGUACAAGGAUACGAGGCAAACGUAGGCGAACCGUUGGUGGCUGUCAAGGAGGAUGUGGAGAAAGAGUGGAUCGAUAAACUCAAUGCACUCGAACAUCAACUCGAGGAAAGUAAAUCAUGGGCUAAAGAGAUGACCAAGGAGCUGGAAAGCGAAAAGCGGGUCCGGCAGAGGUUGGAGGAUGAGAAACGUGCACUCCUCUCAUUUGUGACAGAGGUUGACGUGCACAUGCGUGAGCGCACGUCCUACACUUCCUCUUUACCCCGCCUUGCGAUUAGCACGCCACGGACCUCUUUAGGAAACCCAGAAAACAAACAACGAAGCCUGGGCGCUGUCUUGAUUGAAACGUCAAACGCUAGCUUUGGAACACUAGGUGAUCUCAGAGAGGUGGAGGCGAAAGAGUAG